GAAGCCGGCGACCACCUCGCCUAUCCUAUUCACUCUAGUAUUGCGCUCCGCCGCGAGGAACCACUAUCACUAUCAGCAUUACUAAGUGCUAGAUUCAUUCGGAGACUAUUGCGCAAUUCGUCGUUCUCAAAACAUCCAUCAGAAGAAAACAUGAGCGCGUUGACAUCCGCUACGGCGUUCUCGCCAUCACUGGAGGCCGUCAGGUUGGCUGCCAGCAUGUACAAUGCGGCCCGCGAAGGCAACAAGGCUGUCAUUGAGGAAGGUAUCCUCGAUGGGCUGCCGCCGAACCUGACGAAUGAGAAGGGAGAUACAUUGCUGAUGUUGGCUGCGUACUACGGUCAUGCGGACGUGGUCAAGCUCCUGAUCCAGCAUGGAGCUGACCCCAACAGACUGAAUGACAAGCGUCAAAGUCCCAUCGCGGGCGCUGUCUUCAAGGGCCUGGAUGCAGUCCUCCUGGAGGGUGGUGCUGACCCAGAAUAUGGCAAGCCAUCAGCGAUCCAGUGCCUCACAAUGUUCAACCAAGAGGGUAAGUGGAAGGACAAGUUCGAGAACGCACCAGGAAGAGGAAAGGCAAAGGCAGUGCCUCAAGAUCAGGCGGAGGAGAGGGCCCCCGAGAAGUUCAAAGCAUGA
Colletotrichum tamarilloi is the source of this 630-nucleotide messenger RNA. RefSeq lists its product as uncharacterized. The record is from RefSeq and is a predicted model, not a curated record. The annotation marks the transcript as partial. Gene Ontology annotation, molecular function: protein binding. Gene Ontology annotation, cellular component: nucleus; cytoplasm. Lineage: Eukaryota; Fungi; Ascomycota; Sordariomycetes; Glomerellales; Glomerellaceae. The transcript has 3 exons.